UCUCGGACCCGGAAGUGGUGUAAUAGUUUCUCGCUCUGUGUUUAGUUUGUGAGUUUGAAAGCGGACUGUGUGUGUGUUUUCGCACAAAUGGAAAGUUGACCGCUCGGGAAUGGAAGAUGAGUCUUCCGUGCGUGUGAAUGUCACGGCUCAUAAUAUGCCCGGUUAUAUUGGACGCGACGUGGAAUCUGUCCAUGUAUCCAGCGGGACACGGAGCACUGAUUUCGGCCGGGAGGUCCUCAGUAGUGAAGCGAAGGUGCCGUCAUCAUUGUCGUUAUCCUCGAAGGAUGUUUUGGAAUUUCAUAAACACAAACAUGAGCCAGGAGGAAACAAUAAUAAAGAAAAUGACGAGAGGGAAAACAUAAGAGCCGUGGACAUUUUAAGAAGGAAUUUUGGUUCGACUAGUAUCAGGGAUCCAGAAGAUCCCAAAGACCUGGAGAAAGUAGGAUUGAACGACUUGGAUCAUGAAAGGAUGCAAUGUAGCACAAAAAGUCUCCAACAAAGCAUGGACAGUAACUCAGGAUUGGGAGAUCCUGAUGGGAAUCAUCAAAUCGAUCAUAUUGAUUUGAAGAGUGGUGAAGAUCCCAGCCAAUCAAAAGAGCACGUUUACUGCACUGUAUACUGUAUUGCCAAUGAUAAUUAUAGGAUACCUGUUGAAAAAACAUCAUCUGAUCACGAAACUACAUCUUUGUCAUCAUCAUCAUCAUCUUCAUCAGAUGUGCUGGUUUUACCUCCCACCGACUUGCCAAAUUCAGAAUUGGACUAUGAGCACUAUCCAGCGCCCUACACAGUCACCGACUUGAUGCUGUCUGGAAUAAACAGCUAUUACAAUGCUGACAACAGUUUAUCUGUUGUGUUAACAUGUCGUAUUUGUCUUGAUGACAAAAAAACCUUACCACUACACUGCUGCAAAAAUGCAGUUUGUGAAGAAUGUCUGAAAAGAUACAUCAUCUCACAGGUUCACGUGGGUCGGGCACACUUGGUGUGUCCCAUCACAGAAUGCAGUGGUUUCUUGGAGGAUAGUUUGGUGAUUUCGCACCUGUCCAGUGAAGAGCUGGCAAAAUACAAGUACUUCUUGGAGCUGAGCAGACUGGACUCCAGCACGAAACCAUGUCCCCAGUGCAGCCUGUUUACCUCCCUGAAGGGUCGUAGCCAACAGACGUCCACCAAGAGUGAACAUAAGUAUAAGAUUCAGUGCACAAAGUGUCAGUUUGUCUGGUGUUUCAAAUGCCAUGCACCCUGGCAUGAAGGCCUGAAAUGUCGAGACUACAGGAGAGGAGACAAACUGUUGCGUCACUGGGCCAGCGUCAUCGAACAUGGCCAGAGGAACGCUCAGAAGUGUCCAUUCUGCAAGAUCCACAUUCAGAGAACGGAGGGCUGUGAUCACAUGACCUGCACACAGUGCAACACUAACUUCUGUUACCGUUGCGGGGAGAAGUACAGGCAUCUGCGCUUUUUUGGGGACCACACCUCCAACCUGAGUGUGUUUGGAUGCAAGUACCGCUACCUGCCGGAGAAACCCCAUCUGCGCCGGCUGGUCCGAGGCUCUGUUUGUAUGAGUAAAGUGCUGGUGGCUCCCGUGGUCAUUGUCCUCGUGGUGGUCGUUGGAGCUCUGGCUUUGGUCAUAGGCUUGUUUGCUCUGCCUAUCUACUACAUCUGUAAGAGGAGGAGGAAGCGCUCACAGGGGUCGAGUCGCUGGCUGUGCUGAUUCAGCUUCAGUCUUCCUGCUCAGGACCUGGACACACAAACACACACCCUGAAUAGCCCUGGGUGCCAAGUGAACGAACACUGGCCACUUAUACAACAGUCACAAUAUGCAGUUUUCCUGUUGGCUGCAUCUCGUGAAUAUCCUCAAUUGCACAGUGACCCUUUCCUCCACAUGGCGUAUUUGGCAUCAGGAUCAGAGACUAAUUGAGGAGAUUCUGUUUUUGGGAUGUUUGAUUUAUAACCCCCAAACUGAUUUGAAUUCAGUUCAUUUUUAGGAAUGGAAUUACAGACUGGUUAAUAAUUUCCUGCAGGAUGUGUUAUGCAGUGGAGCCAAACAGCGUGAAUGAUUUUGUCCUUCAUUCUACUUAUGACGUACAUCAGAUGUUAUAAUCUGUAAGCGUUUAGUGCAUGAUGAUGGUGACUUGAUGAAUUAAUGUCUGUCCCUCUUGAUCCCCUCGCUAUUCCUCCCUCCCUCCCCUUCAUGCUGUGCCAAUAUCCGCAGGAAUUUGCAUGAUCAACAAAACCCGUUUCUGUCUACUGCACUGUGGAAAACAAAAGGCCCUGAAUUACAGGGACCCGCAGCUCCACGCCAAGACAUGGAGGUCAUCUAGGUCAUGCAAAUCAGUACUGUAUCAUGCAAGUGUUUUAGCUCUGUGUUUGGACAAAUCUAAAGCUGUAAACCAGACACAAAAUACACCAUGGGGUCCAAAACUCUGAGACCACUUUUUGAAACUGCAUUUUGAAUUUCUCUAAUUUAAUAUUUAAAUGUAAAUUUGUUCACUGGAGUUGUUAUUUGAUAAAAUAAUUUGCAAUGAAAAUAUUUAGGAUUUCCUAACUAAAUUUAUGUAAAUAUAUAUAAUAAAAAAAUGUGUGUGUCUGUGUGUACAAUACAUAGGUCAUUAAAAAUAUAUAUAAGAUUUAAGUUGGAAAAAUCUAAAAUAUUUGUAUUAUUAUUUAUUUUAUUAUCAGCAUAACAGUUAGAGGGAAAACAAAUUAAAUUAAAUGUAAACUUGACCUGAAUUUAAAUUCUCAAAUGUAAUAUUUAAAUUUGAAUUGGUUCACUGCCGUUGGUAAUGCUAUUUAUAUUAUUUAUUUAUAAUAAUAUUUGUAAUGAUAAAAUUUUUUAGAUGUCCUAACUUGAUUUUUUAAUGUUAAUAUACUGUAUAUAACAAAAAAAGUUUAUUAUAUAUGUAUAUAUAUAUAUAUUACAUAAAAUUUUACUCUAUAAACACACACACAUAUAUUAAACAUUGUAAGAAUGAAUUGUGUAUUAUAAAUUAUAUUAGCGCGCACACACACACACACACAUAUAUAUAUAUAUAUAUAUAUACAAACACACACACAUUUCAAAAUGAUCUGAUAAAACAACAAUUAGAGUGAAAACAAAUUAAAUGAAAACUUGAAAUGAAUUUAGCCGUAUUUUAAUAGUCUAUUUUAGCAGUCACGUUUUUUUUUCAUCAUGAAUUCAAAAUUCACUUUAUUUACUUUCUUCAUGCAUAUUCAAUAUCUUUUUGAGAGUGAUUCAUCUGUGCAUGUGAUUUACAAAGAAAAAAUUGUUUGUGCGAAUCCUGAUCAUUUUAUCCAAAAUGACUUGUGAAUAAUCCAAAGAACAUCUCAUCAUAUGUAGGAGUUCACAAGAUUGAUAUCAGAAAUGAAGAAUCGUUGAGAAUAUUAAUAAUGUUGAUUUUGAGUCCCAGAUUCGCAGUGUGGUCUCUGAUUUUUAAACCCCACAUGGAGACAUAGUGCAUGCCUUACACCUUGAACAAACCGCUUUCUACUUGAGUGUAUAUAUGUUCAUUUAAAUUGAAAGUCCAUAAUAUGGAAACUUUGACAUUCAUUUCUAGUAUAUUUUAGCUUUGCACAGAAUGCACACUGAGACGUAGCUACUGAGCAGCACAGCGUUCAAGACUAUCAGCCCAAUAGGCAUCCCUGCUGUAUUUUGCACAGUGUUAUAGAUUCAUAUCCACUGUAAUCCAUUGCAACAUGUUGGGUUUAUUUCAAUCUCAAGCUGUUACAAAAAAAAAUUAUAAUGUAGCAUGUUUUAUAACCUUGACCAUAAUAUGUAUAUUAGGGUACAUGCAAAGAAAUUUUAACAAAUGGCAACCCCUAAAGCUUGUAUUGAUUGGAGCUAUCCAUUUAAUAUUCAAACUAAGGCUGGUCUGGAGAAAAGCCAAGAAAGCACAAGGAAAAGUAUUGCAGGAAAGAUUGUAAGGUUGUCUAACACUCGUUUGGGUAAUGCCCUACACAGAAUCAUCAAUGUAAUAGCACCUAAUUCAACUCUGAUUAUAAGUGAUCAUUUCAAAGUGGUUAUUAAUUGGAUUUUGUAAGACAAUCAGUUAUGAAGAUAAACUCAGGCCGGUAGUGAAUGCCACUGUUAUUCUCAGGGAGAAUUUCGUCACAUCUGCUACACACUGCAUUAUCACUCCAGGGCAGAUAACUGAAUUAUCUGUGCUUAUAUUAAGGAAGAAACAAAAAUCAAUCUGAAUGUUACCUUGGGCUGUUUUAGACAUGCUAACAUUAUAAACUGAAAGCUUUGACUGCCAAUGUGGUGGUGGUGUUUUUUUUAUUUUUUUUUAUUUAACUCAAGAGACGGUGCCUUUCACCAGUGGGAUUGAACUUUACUCAAAGGAACUUUGUGUAUUUUGAGAGCACACCUGCUGUGAUUGAUUUCCAAAGACCUGUAAUAUUUUAUUCCCUAAAUAUACUGUAGAAUGUGUCUGAAUCUA
Molecule: messenger RNA, 4430 nt
Organism: Carassius gibelio (silver crucian carp)
Lineage: Eukaryota; Metazoa; Chordata; Actinopteri; Cypriniformes; Cyprinidae
Product: E3 ubiquitin-protein ligase RNF217
Exons: 6
Coding region: 110-1705 (531 amino acids)
Biological process (GO): positive regulation of proteasomal ubiquitin-dependent protein catabolic process; ubiquitin-dependent protein catabolic process; protein polyubiquitination
Cellular component (GO): cytoplasm; ubiquitin ligase complex
Molecular function (GO): ubiquitin protein ligase activity; zinc ion binding; ubiquitin conjugating enzyme binding
Source: RefSeq, a predicted model, not a curated record